AUGAGCAAGGUUUUCUUUGACGUUUCCGCCGACGGCCAAAAGUUGGGUCGUAUCACCUUCCAAUUGUACGACGACGUCGUCCCCAAGACCACGGAAAACUUCCGGGCUCUUUGCACUGGCGAAAAGGGUUUCGGCUACAAGGGGUCUGCUUUCCACAGAGUGAUCCCCGAGUUCAUGUUGCAAGGGGGUGACUUCACCCGCGGCAACGGUACCGGGGGCAAGUCGAUCUACGGCGAAAAGUUCCCCGACGAAAACUUCGUCAAGAGACACGACCGCCCUGGCUUGUUGUCGAUGGCCAACGCCGGCCCCAACACCAACGGGUCGCAGUUCUUCAUCACCACCGUCAAGACCCCCUGGUUGGACGGCAAGCACGUUGUGUUUGGUGAAGUUGUCGACGGCUUCGACAUUGUCAAGAAGAUCGAAGGCUUUGGCUCCAACUCCGGCGCCACCUCGGCCAAGGUUGUCAUUGACGACGCCGGCCAAUUGUAA
Molecule: messenger RNA, 489 nt
Organism: Diutina rugosa
Lineage: Eukaryota; Fungi; Ascomycota; Pichiomycetes; Serinales; Debaryomycetaceae
Gene: CYP1
Product: peptidylprolyl isomerase
Exons: 1
Coding region: 1-489 (162 amino acids)
Biological process (GO): protein folding; protein peptidyl-prolyl isomerization
Molecular function (GO): peptidyl-prolyl cis-trans isomerase activity
Source: RefSeq, a predicted model, not a curated record